Molecule: messenger RNA, 2079 nt
Organism: Pseudozyma flocculosa PF-1
Lineage: Eukaryota; Fungi; Basidiomycota; Ustilaginomycetes; Ustilaginales; Ustilaginaceae
Exons: 1
Coding region: 1-2079 (692 amino acids)
Biological process (GO): long-chain fatty acid metabolic process
Cellular component (GO): membrane; endoplasmic reticulum
Molecular function (GO): long-chain fatty acid-CoA ligase activity
Source: RefSeq, a predicted model, not a curated record
AUGGAGAACAGCCCGGCCCCUCCCAAGUCGUGGCCGCUGGACAAGCAGACGCUUCCAGUGCCCGGCACGCAGAAGCCCGGCUUCUCGGCCAUCUACCGCAACGCGGCGGUGCCCGAGCUCAAGACGACGCAGACGACGUACGACAUCUUUGCGCGCGGCAAGUCGUUUGACCCAAAGGCGCAGUGCGCCGGCUGGAGGCCCUGGAACGCCGACAAGAAGAACUUUGAAAACUACUACGAGUGGCUCAGCUACGACGAGGUCGAGGAGCAGCGCACCGCCGUCGGAUCGGCCCUCACCCACCUCGCCCGCCAGGGCAAGCUGGGCGACGACGUCGGAGACCGCGACUGGUCCGUCGGUCUCUGGGUGCUCAACCGGCCCGAAUACCUCAUCGUCGACCAGAGCGCGCUGGCCUACAGCCGCCGCACCGUGAGCCUGUACGACAGCUACGACACGCCCUCGGCCUCGUACAUCCUCAACCACGCCGAGGUGCGCAUCGUCUUCACCACGCCCUCGCACGUCGCCGCCGUGCUGUCCGAGAAGGGCGCCGGACGCCUGCCGCAGCUCAAGGCGCUCGUCGUCCUCGACGCUUUCCGCCUGCCCAAGUCGCAGUGCGACCUGGCCCCCUCGGACCCGACGCGCGACCUGCUGGCCAAGCAGUGGGCCGCCACCGUCGGCGUCGAGACCUUCACCUGGAACGAGAUCCUCGAGACCGGCCGCCGCGGCAUCGUCGCCCACACGCCCCCGCACAUCGACGACAUUGUCUCGUUCUGCUACACGUCGGGCACCACGGGCAACCCCAAGGCCGCCAUCAUCACCGCCGGCAUGGGCUACUUUUGCGGCGCCUCGCUCGGCCUGCACAUCAACGAGGCCUACGUCCUGCUCUCGUACCUGCCCACCGCCCACAUCUACGCCCGCGGCGUCGAGCAGUUUGCCCUGCGCAACGGUGGCAAGAUUGGCUUCUUCUGCGGCGACACGACCCGCCUCGUCGAGGACGCCCAGAUCCUCCAGCCGUCGAUGUUUGCCUCGGUGCCCCGCGUCCUCAACCGCAUCGCCGCCCUUAUCGAGGCCCAGGCGCGCGCGCCCGGCCUCAAGGGCAAGCUGCUCCGCACCGCCAUCGACGCAAAGGUGGCCAACCACGACCGCGACGGCACCCUCACCCACGCCCUCUACGACCGCCUCGUCUUCAACAAGGUCAAAAAGGUUCUCGGCGGCAACGUCAAGUUUAUCGUCUCGGGCAGCGCCCCCAUCCGCCCCGAGGUUCUCAAGCUCCUCCGCGUCGCCUUCAACUGCGACGUCCGCGAGGGAUACGGCCAGACGGAGAACUACGGAUCCUGCCUCCUCAUGAACCCCAACGACACGUCGCUCGGAACCUGCGGGCCCAUCAUCCCCGGCGUCGAGUUCAAGCUGCGCGACAUCCCCGAGCUCGGCUACACGUCGGCCGACAAGCCCUUCCCGCGCGGCGAGCUCCUCUCGCGCGGCCAAAACACCUUCCCCGGCUACUACAAAGACCCGGCCAAGACGGCAGAGACCAUCGACGAAGAGGGCUGGCUCCACUCGGGCGACGUCGUCCUCAUCGACGAGCGCAAUCGCGUCAAGAUCAUCGACCGCGUGAAGUCCCUCGUCAAGCUCUCUCAGGGCGAGUACGUCGCCAUCGACGCCCUCUCCGAGUUCUACAACCGCUGCCCGCUCUCGGCCCAGAUCCUCGUCCACGGCGACUCGUUCCGUGACUACCUCGUCGCCGUCGUCGUCCCCGAGCCCUCCGUCUUUGCACCCUGGGCCAGCAAGGUCCUCGGCCGCUCCAUCGCCGAGUCCGACGUCGCCGCCAUGGCCGACGCCGCAAAGGACCCCAAGCUCGUCGCCGCCUACCUCGCAGAGUACACCAAAAUCGCUCGCGAGAACAAACUCAAGGGAUUCGAGUACAUCAAGGGCCUGCACAUCUCCAUGGAGCCUAUGAGCGUUGAGAACGGCCUAAUCACGCCCACUCUGAAGGUCAAGACGGCAGUCGCUGUGAAGCACUACAAGGAGGCCAUUGACAAGCUGUACGAACAAGGUCCGGCGACCGUCAGCUCGAAGCUCUGA